CCUCCUUGGAUUAGAGAUCUUACUACGGCGUCGUUCUAAGAGUUUCCGGCGGCAUCAGUUUCUUCUUCGAUCACCUGCUUCGUUGCUUUCCCUUUCGCUCUUUCAUGGUUGAAGAAUGAGAUCUCACCAAGGUGGCCGCAAACUGACGUUUCUUCAACUCCUAUGCGCCGUCGUAGUUUUCUCCGUUCUCCUCUUCACCAUCCAAUCCUCCUUCUUCGCAGAGAAUAAUCAUAAACUAGAUCUACUUCAGCCGGAAGAUAUCCAGGUCUUGUCAGAUUUUCAAUCCAGCGUUCAACAGUGCGUGGGGAACAGAGGGCUUGGACUCUCUGCCCAUAUCAUUGAUCACUGCAAUUUGAUCCUCAAGUUCCCUCAAGGCACUAACAGCACUUGGUACAAUACACAGUUUAAAAUUUUUGAACCGCUGGAGUUCAAGUAUAAUGUUUGUGAGGCACUUCUCCUAUGGGAGCAGUACCGCAAUAUGACUACUGUAUUGACAAGAGAAUACCUCGAUGUACGCCCUGAUGGAUGGAUGGACUACGCAGCUAUGAGAAUUGCUCAGCUGGGAGCUGAUAAGUGUUACAAUCGUACAUUGUGUGAGGAGCAUCUUAAUGUGAUCCUUCCAGCGAAGCCUCCUUUCCACCCGCGACAGUUUCAUAAAUGCGCUGUCGUUGGAAAUUCCGGAGAUUUGUUAAAAACAGAGUUCGGAGAAGAGAUUGACAGUCAUGAUGCUGUGUUCCGAGACAACGAAGCUCCUGUCAAUAAGAAGUAUGCCAAAUACGUAGGAGUGAAAAGAGAUUUCCGGCUAGUUGUUCGUGGUGCGGCUCGUAACAUGGUUAAGAUUCUCAAUGGGUCUGACAAUGAGGUGCUCAUAAUCAAAAGUGUGACCCACCGAGACUUCAACGAGAUGAUAAAGAGUAUACCAAACCCUGUUUAUCUUUUCCAAGGAAUUGUCCUACGCAGAGGUGCCAAAGGAACCGGGAUGAAAUCCAUUGAACUAGCAUUGUCCAUGUGCGAUAUCGUGGACAUAUAUGGUUUCACCGUAGAUCCUGGAUACACAGAGACGCGUUACUUUUCCACGCCAAGGAAAGGGCAUAACCCACUCCAAGGAAGGGCAUACUACCAACUUCUAGAGUGUCUUGGUGUAAUCCGGAUCCAUUCUCCCAUGAGGUCGCAGAGGAAGGAAGAGUGGUCGAGCGUGCCAAGCCGUGAAAUGAUAAGCCGAGCUCACGCAGCCGCCUUACGCCUACAGAGGAGCCAACAGCCGACUAGUUCGAAGAAUGGGUUAGGACAGUUCGGUAAUUGCAAGGUGUGGGGCGACGCAGACCCUACAAAAGGGACCGUCUCGGGAUCCCCGGACAUGAGUGAGAUAAGGAAGAAGUCAGAUUACAAGAAAUGGGAAGUGAUGCCGUUCGGGAGCUUAAGAAAAGAAGCUAGGGAUCACUAUACGCAAAUGCAAGGCGUGUCACAGUACAAGAUGGAUGGAAAUAAACUGGACGAUCUUGUUUGCGUGAGGCAUCAUCCGCUAGAAUCAGAGACGUAACCUUGAGCUGUAGAGGUACAUUUUUCAGUACCAUCUUGAGCUUGACAAAGUAAAUGUUCUUUCAUUUCAUGUAACAUAGAAUGUAAUGUUUUUUUGUUGAAGCAGUGCUGAAUAUCAAUUAGUUCUCCACGCAGCUUUGCUUUUCUUUAAUUUUUUUGGUGAUGUCAUCUCUGUUACAAUGUAUGUCGUACUACGAAACGAACAAGAGAUAGGUUUUCAAAUUCUUGAGAUCCAAGACCUAUGGUUGAUAAGUUUCCUGUAUGUUUUAUAAUUUAUGCAACUUCCAGUAAUA
Molecule: messenger RNA, 1832 nt
Organism: Thlaspi arvense
Lineage: Eukaryota; Viridiplantae; Streptophyta; Magnoliopsida; Brassicales; Brassicaceae
Source: the annotation of a GenBank genome assembly